GUUACAAAACUUAUGGGCUUGUUUCUCUCAAUCAAUAUCACUGUGAUUUAAUAUGCGAUAUUUGUCAGAUGCAAAUUUCAGAAAAAUGCCGUGAAAAAAUCUACACUUUGUAUUCAACCGUGAACGAAAACUUUGGGAAUAAAUUGGUGGAAAACGAGAAAAAAUCAGAACUUGACGCCAAUGACUCUACUUGUGCAAAAACUACGAAACGACUUCUAGAUGUUGCAAAAGAAAGCCCCCCGAAACGUGUGGCAAAGAAUUUAGAUUUUAUAGAAAACGACUCCAUCAACCCUUUCAUUGCAUCUGGAAUAACCGAUGAGAACAACUUGAAUGGGCUUUUUACAACACCUGGCGGGAACGAUUCAGAUAAAUCCUAUUAUCCCGGUUCGGAUGAACCAGAUGAUGAUACUUUCAUUGAGAUAAAAAAGAAGAGAAAUGAUUAUAUCUAUGACUGGUUUACUGGACCAGGUGUUGUGAAAUCUUCAUUAAGUGAGGGUGCAAAAAAGUGGAUUAUCGACACACUCGACGUUUCGAAUUUAUUACUAGAAUAUCGUGAUAUGUCAGUUCAACGAGCUUCUGAGAAUAAGAUUGAAGAAGUUGCUGAAAUACUUUCAUUGAAUCAUAUAUUUUUAUUCGAACAAAAUGUACCGAUUGGGGUUUCUUCAAUGAUCGAACCGGAAUCAUUAAACGUUAUUUUCGAUACUAUCAAAAAUGAAUUUGCUCCAUAUCAUUUAUCGAAUGAUGAUGUUUUACGGU
This is a messenger RNA of Acaulospora morrowiae, 756 nucleotides long. Lineage: Eukaryota; Fungi; Glomeromycota; Glomeromycetes; Diversisporales; Acaulosporaceae. The record is from the annotation of a GenBank genome assembly.